GCAAUCGCUGCUGCUGGAUAUCUAUGGGUCGUGGGUAGUCAGGAUGAAAAGCGCAACAAGUAUAAACUGUUUUUGGAGUGUACGCUUAUUCUGACUAGUGUGAUCCCUCCUGAAUUACCUAUAGAACUUUCGCUGGCUGUCAAUACCUCGUUGAUAGCUCUCCAGAAGCUAGGAGUAUUCUGCACUGAACCAUUUCGCAUUCCUUUCGCUGGAAAAAUUGAUAUUUGCUGUUUUGACAAGACUGGGACGCUUACCACUGAUAACCUAGUCGUCGAGGGAAUCGCAUUCAGCUCCAGUGAAGAGAAUGGUAUUCUGAAAACAGUUGCUGAUGUUCCAUUGGAAUCUAUACAGGUUCUCGCUUGCUGUCACAGUCUUGUUCGAUUCGAUGACGAUCUUGUUGGCGACCCCCUCGAAAAAGCCUGUUUGACAUGGUGUGAAUGGUCGCUUACUAAAGGAGACGCCGUGUUACCGCCAAAGGGAUCCAAGUUAACCGGCUUGAAAAUUUUCCAUCGUUAUCAUUUCUCUUCCGCGAUGAAACGAAUGACAGUUGUUGCCGGAUAUCAGAUUCCAGGCUUCCAAGAACCUAAAAUGAUAGUGGCUGUAAAAGGAGCUCCAGAGACGCUUCGAUCUAUGUACGAAAAUGUCCCGAAGGAUUACGAUGAGGUUUUCACGAAUCUCACUCGGCAGGGCGCCCGAGUGCUGGCAAUGGGAAUCAAGGAUCUGCCUCAAACAAGGCUUGGAGAGCUAAGAGAUGCUAAACGAGAAGCUUUGGAGACAAACUUGCGAUUUGCUGGAUUUGUAGUGAUAUCUUGUCCUCUCAAGCCAGACACAAAGGCAAUGAUAAAAGAAAUUGUGGAAAGCUCUCAUAAGGUGGCCAUGGUAACUGGUGAUAACCCAUUGACGGCAUGCAAUGUAGCUAAAGUUCUCAAAUUCAUCAGAAAGAAGGUACCUACCUUAGUGUUGGACGAGCCUAUGGACAAGUCUGCAGCGUGGAUGUGGAAGGCAGUGGAUGAAUCUGUUGAGUACGAUGUGAUUCCUUACACAAACAAGCAACAAUUGAAGAAGUUCUUCAUGGAAAACGAGUUCUGCAUUACUGGGCCGGCGUUUUCCUAUUUGUUGGAGAACAAACACAAUUUUCUACGUGACAUCAUUAUGUAUGUUCGAGUGUUCGCGAGAAUGGCGCCUAAACAAAAGGAACGUAUAAUUAAUGAAUACAAAUCACUUGGUUGGGUGACGUUGAUGUGCGGUGACGGAACCAACGAUGUCGGUGCUCUUAAACACUCCAACGUGUUGCUAUUUACUUAUCAAUCCGUAUUGAGCAACGGUAAGCGGCUGAGCAGAAGGAGAAGGAGAAGAAGGAAAAAAUUGACGAGGCGCGUCGUCUUAUACAAGUUGGUGCAGCACCUCCCGUACCCGCUGGAAUACCACGACCGUUGGGGCGACGUGGAUGAAGCCCGGCCCCGCGCUGUAGGGCCAGCAGACGUUGCGAGAGACUAUCUAUUCUGUUUGCUUAGGAGCACUCACCCUUCCGUAGUGAAUGCCCAAACCAAACUGGAAAAGCUCAUGAAGGAAUUGGAAGAAGAGGAACGAGCGUCGAUCACAAGGCUUGGAGACGCAUCUAUAGCUGCUCCUUUCACAUCAAAGUACACGAGUAUAGCAUCUAUAUGCCAUGUCAUCAAGCAAGGACGAUGUACAUUGGUGACUACUCUCCAAAUGUUCAAGAUUCUUGCCCUGAAUGCGCUUGUGUCAGCGUAUUCGUUAUCUGCUCUUUAUAUGGAUGGUGUUAAGUUUAGCGACACUCAGGCUACAGUUCAGGGACUACUACUGGCAGCUUGUUUCCUAUUUGUAUCUCGCUCAAAGCCUCUGAAAACGCUAUCCAAACAACGGCGUUGA
Messenger RNA from Ostertagia ostertagi, 1893 nucleotides. Lineage: Eukaryota; Metazoa; Nematoda; Chromadorea; Rhabditida; Trichostrongylidae. The record is from the annotation of a GenBank genome assembly.